This is a messenger RNA of Drosophila grimshawi, 1832 nucleotides long. Its product is annotated as esterase B1. Lineage: Eukaryota; Metazoa; Arthropoda; Insecta; Diptera; Drosophilidae. The transcript has 3 exons. The record is from RefSeq and is a predicted model, not a curated record. Bases 84 to 1778 code for a protein of 564 amino acids.
AGUUGCAACUUGUCAAUUGCUAGGGACGGAAGUGAAAGCGUCGCACUCGCUGCAUUAGAACAAGGACGAAUUAUCCAUUCAACAUGAAUCUGCAAGUCGGUGUUGCGGAUCUGCUAAAGUUGGGCACCAAACUCAUUGGGCACAAGAUCGUGCAAUACAAUCUGGGCACCAAGGUGACAACAGUGAUCAAAACAGUGAAUGGAAGAGUGCGCGGACUGCAGCGUAAGACUCUCUACGAUGAGGAGCUCUACUUUGCCUUCGAGGGCAUACCCUAUGCCAAGCCGCCACUGGGGGAGCUGCGUUUCCGGGCGCCGCAGCCCGCAGAACCAUGGGAGGGCAUCAGGGAUUGUACUUACCCACGAGCAAAGCCCAUACAGGAGCAUUUCGUGAUGCACGUGGUCGAGGGCUCCGAGGAUUGCCUCUAUCUGAAUGUGUAUGCAAAGAACCUUAAGUCAGAGAAACCGCUGCCAGUUAUAGUUUUUAUCUAUGGCGGCGGAUUUCAAAUUGGCGAGGCCACUCGAGAUAUAUACAGUCCAGAUUACCUUAUGCAAAAAAACGUUAUUCUGGUCACUCUUAACUAUAGACUGGGAGCGCUAGGUUUCCUCAGCCUCUCCGAUCGAGACUUGGAUGUGCCCGGCAAUGCUGGGCUCAAGGAUCAGGUGAUGGCUCUGCGCUGGAUACAUGACAACAUUGCACACUUCAACGGCGAUCCAAAUAACAUAACCCUGACGGGUAAUAGUGCGGGCGCUGCCUCAACUCAGAUAAUGAUGACCACCGAGCAGACGCGAGGACUCUUCCACAAGGUCAUUCUCAUGUCGGGCUCAUCGCUAAGCUGCUGGGCCAAUGAGCCCAAACACAACUGGCCGCAUCGGCUGGCCUCUCAGCUGGGCUAUACGGGCACCGACAAUGAGAAGGAAGUGUUUCGUUUCCUGCAGCGAGCCUCGGCUAGAGACAUAGCCGGCUGCUCAACGAUACAAAACCAGGAGGAGACCCGUGACUAUAUUCUGUUUCCAUUUGGACCAGUUGUGGAGCCAUAUGUGAGCGCGAGUUGUGUCGUCUCCCGACCGCCAGUGGAGACACUCUCCGUUGCGUGGGGCAACGCCUUGCCGGCAAUCAUUGGCGGCACCUCGUUUGAGGGGCUAUUCUGCUAUCAGUUCGUAAUGCGCGAUCAGACCUAUUUCUUGAGCGCUUUUGAGUCCCUGAUACCCAGAGAGGUGCGUGAUAUUAGCACGCCAGCGCAGCUCAAGGAGCUUAUUAGACGCCUCAAGUUGAUGACCUUUGAUGAUGCGACGCGUGGUCGCAUGGAGUUCAAGGAGUGCCUUCAACUGAACUCCAUCAAGCAAUUCUGGCAUUCCAUGCAUCGCACUGUGCUCGCCAGACUCGCCUAUGCUCCGACCACGCCCACUUAUCUCUAUCGCUUCGAUUUCGACUCACCCACGUUUAAUAACUAUCGCAUUCUACAGUGUGGCCGCCAUGCGCGAGGUGUUUCCCAUGCCGACGAUAUCUUCUAUUUAUUCUACAGCAUACCGUCCAGUAAACUUGAUAAAUCCUCGCCAGAAUAUCGCACCAUCGAGCGUCUCGUUGACAUGUGGACGGCAUUUGCCGCUAACAGUAAUCCAAACGGUCCACAGUUGGCACCAGUCAGCUGGGAAGCUCUGGAACCGAACUCUACUCCAAUGUGCCUAAAUAUUGGACAACGUUUGGAGUUCAUUGAACUGCCGGAACUGAAGCAACUCAAACUCUGGGAUAGCUUCUAUGAUAAUCUGAAAUUGUACUAAAUUGUUACAUCACUUAAACGUUUAUGAUAUAAAGGUCGAAUGGAUUAUAUUGUA